This is a messenger RNA of Perkinsus marinus ATCC 50983, 493 nucleotides long. RefSeq lists its product as hypothetical. The transcript is spliced from 5 exons. Lineage: Eukaryota; Perkinsozoa; Perkinsida; Perkinsidae. The annotation marks the transcript as partial. Gene Ontology annotation, cellular component: small-subunit processome; nucleolus. The record is from RefSeq and is a predicted model, not a curated record. Gene Ontology annotation, molecular function: small ribosomal subunit rRNA binding.
AUGAAGAUCAGAAGACAGAAAUCUCAUCGUAAAGUUAUGCGUUUCUACCAAACCGUGUUCGGCUUCCAAGAGCCGUACAGGGCGCUCAUCGACGGCACCUUCAUAAACGCCGCGUUGAAGUCGAAGGUUCAUAUUAAAGAGCAACUGCCAAAACUCUUGGGAGGCCGGACAACUCCGGUUGUGACGGAAUGUGUCUAUCAAGAGCUUCGAGAUUUGGGCGCUGACUUUUCUGGAAGUGCCAUUAUUGCUCGGGGUUAUUACCGACUCAAAUGCGGUCACUCGAAAGGAGAAUGCUCAGCAGCAGAUUGUAUUGUGAAACAGUUAGGAUCGAACAACCCGAAACAAUAUUUAGUGUGCACUCAAGACAAGGCCUUGAGAGAGCGUAUACGGAGGGUUCCAGGAGUAGGAUUGAUACUUCUUCAUGGUGGACAGGUCCCAAUAGUGGAGCAACCGAGUAAAGCCUCCUUGGAAGUAGCAGAGAAGCAGGAAAACG